AUGGCCCUGUCUGCUGAUCUCCCUCCAGGCUGUUCUGAGCACCAGCAAUCCUAUGAAGGCAGGGACCAGGAAGGUGUAGGAUUCAAGCUGCAGGAAGCUGCAAAGGGCCACCAAGGGCCCCCACCAGCUCUGAGAGUCAAAGAUCUGGAGUCUAUGAAGCGUAGCCAGACUGAAGCAUAUUUGUCCUUCCCAGGACAGACAAGCUGUUUCACACAUGCUGUUUCUCAGGCCUGGAAAUGCCUUUCUUUACCCCUAACUGCUCAUCCUUUGAGGAUCAACUCAGAUAGCACGUCCUCCAGGAAACCCUCUGCACUGACUGUGUCUCUGCUCUCCUAUCAUGCUGUGAGCUCCUCAGUGGCCACGGUCUUGUGA
Rangifer tarandus platyrhynchus (Svalbard reindeer) is the source of this 372-nucleotide messenger RNA. Lineage: Eukaryota; Metazoa; Chordata; Mammalia; Artiodactyla; Cervidae. The record is from the annotation of a GenBank genome assembly.